Messenger RNA from Emiliania huxleyi CCMP1516, 462 nucleotides. RefSeq lists its product as hypothetical. The transcript is spliced from 2 exons. Bases 298 to 459 code for a protein of 53 amino acids. Lineage: Eukaryota; Haptophyta; Isochrysidales; Noelaerhabdaceae. The record is from RefSeq and is a predicted model, not a curated record.
GCGCGUCUCGCAAAGGUCACCAAUAUGCCCACCUCGCACUUGAACGCGCUGCUCGUCUCUACGGCAAUGGCGUCCUAUCUCCUGGGCCGAGCCGUUGCCACCAAGCAGCAGCACAUCGGGAAGUUUGGUGGCACGGUUUGGCCAUCGAGCCGACUGUUGCCGAAGAACCCGUUCGUCUUUUGAACCUCUCGUCUACAAAUAGCGCUCAGUGUGUGGAUCAGCGAGAUCAAUCUCUCAAAUUACCUGAGUCCGAGUCAGCAGUGACUGCACGGGGUCCGCACACAUGUGACAUGAGACAUGACUGCGCACGGCCCGGCGGGCGUGCAGCACGGGGCCGUACGGCGGUCAGACGUCAGUCGUCCCCUCGCCAGAUUGACAGAGCGUAGUGCCAGCCUCCUGUUCUUAUAUGUACGUACUCUCUCUUAUGUAUGUGAGAUGGAACAGAGCUACAUACACUGAAAA